This is a messenger RNA of Rubroshorea leprosula, 1241 nucleotides long. The record is from the annotation of a GenBank genome assembly. NCBI's taxonomy places the organism in Eukaryota, Viridiplantae, Streptophyta, Magnoliopsida, Malvales, Dipterocarpaceae.
AAAAGUAAUUAUUUUUUAUUUUUUAUCUUAUUUCAUCUGCAUGUCAUGCGAUUCAAACUGAGAAUCCCUUAUUUUUAAUAAAAAAAUACUAAAUUACUUAGAUAAUUGGUAUAAAUAUAUAUAUAUAUAUAUAUAUAAUUUGUAAAACUUCUUAGGAAAGAACAUGUCAUGUUAGUUACCCCACCAACAUGUCCGAUCUUUUCUUUCUCAACAGAGGUGUAUUUGAAUGGAAGAGAGCGAAGCUACAAGGUCAUACAAAGGACCCGCUGCCUGGUCCGUACGUUAGCGCGUAAUGUCACAAUUUAAUGCGCGCGGGUAGGCCAGGGCGUGUUGGUGAAAUUGGGAUGAAGACCGUGUGGCCCUGUGGAUUUGUUGUUUUUGUGCCCUUUGAAGAGAUAAGGAGUUCUAUCAAAAUUUUUUGUUUCUUAGUUUGGGAUGGUAACAACUAACAAGUGGAAUUGCCACAAAAAUUUUGAGAGGGAUGGGUGGAAAUAUAGAUUAGUUUUUAUAUUGGCAAAAAAAAAAAAAGAAAAAAAGAAGGGAUUUUUGUUCAGACAACCAUAGCAUUAGCAUAAGAGAAAGAAAGAAGGGAAGCCAAAAGUCUAUGACUAUGGUUGUCUGACUAUUUUUUUCUUUUCCCCCGUUUAGGUUGAAAAAAAAAGAAGGGAAUUUCGAAAUAUAUGAUGGGUUCUAUUUGAAAAUGAGAGUGCAUAACAAGAAUGCAAGUUAGUAGCUGCCUUUCAGCCUGUUUUCUUUGUAUUCAAGCAACUAUGAAUGUUGUAGGGAAAAUGAAAAACUGACAUUUUAUGGAAUGGGCUCACAUACCAGACCCAUCAUCCUGCAGCUAUUUUUAUGUCAAAUUCAGAUGAUGCAGUCCUCUCAUGGCGUGGGUUGUGGGCUCUUCAGACAUAUCAGCUGGCCUGCAUACUACUAGACCCAACUUUUAUUCCAUUCAAUGUCUUUAAGUUCUGAUUGGGUACAAAUUUGCUAAGAAAUCACUGGGCUUUAACUAGUAUAAUCUGAUGGGGUUCUCUUCUUCAAGUUCCAACCCAUUUUUUUGGCCCCCUGGAUCAGAACCUAGUAUUUCCACUCAAAAUAUUUGGGCCGAAAUAAGAGUCCAAUAAGCUUCAAAGGUAAAGACCCAACAAGAAAAUUAUCUGUUGUGGUUGACAAACUAUUUUAAGUAAAUAUGUAUAUUUUGUUGUUUAAAUUAUAUCAAAUUAUAAAAUAAAAAUUAUUAU